This is a messenger RNA of Anopheles stephensi (Asian malaria mosquito), 8761 nucleotides long. RefSeq names its product inactive rhomboid protein 1-like. The record is from RefSeq and is a predicted model, not a curated record. NCBI's taxonomy places the organism in Eukaryota, Metazoa, Arthropoda, Insecta, Diptera, Culicidae. Gene Ontology annotation, biological process: regulation of protein secretion; regulation of epidermal growth factor receptor signaling pathway. The transcript has 8 exons. Gene Ontology annotation, molecular function: serine-type endopeptidase activity. Bases 1171 to 6561 code for a protein of 1796 amino acids. Gene Ontology annotation, cellular component: endoplasmic reticulum membrane.
GUGACGUUGAAGGCUUUGCAGUCGGAAUAGCGCCACGGGUGAACACACGAGCGAACAGGGAGCGAACAAUUUUCCCAACAAAACGCGCCCCGGAAAAUAGCCCACGAAAAAAAAGUACCCGUAACCGAUUCGUCAUCUGUUUUUCCCCGAACGUUUUCUUUUUUUCUGUGUUUUGUGAUUCUAUUGUGUUUGAUAAGGAGAAGGAUUUUCCACUACGAAGGUGCGAAUCGUGCCGUGCCGUGUGAGUUGAGGUGGAAAAAUCGUCCAUUUGCAGCAACGGCUACGGAUUCACAGCAGCAACGGGCGUACUAGUGUUGUGUGUGUUUGCAGAAUAAUUCCAGUGUUUACCACCCGUGUGCGAUAGUCGUGUGUGUGUGUGCGCAGUGCUUCAAGAUGUGGUGCAAACCACAUUUUAUGGGGCGAUAGCGAGGUGCCAUCGUUGGCUUCACUCCCAGUUGACACGAAAGCCGUCGCUCCACCGACAAACGUCAACAAGGUGUCGUAUUGACGACGGCAGUGCCGAUAGUGCGCGCUCGUACCACCACGGUAGGGUGUCGAAUACAUCAAAGCAGCCGCCGAUUAUUAGCAACCCCCUGUCUGUACUACACUUCUAUUUGCACCUGUAGUGGAGAGCACUGAAACCGUACUGGUGGUGUUGGUGGAUUGAUUUUCUCGGCCGUCCCCUGUCGCUACUGCCCGUACACCCACAGAGCGCCUUAUUCCUUUCCAGACCGGAGCAACAGCAAAAAAAAAGCCGUUAAGCAAGGGUGCGAACAAAGGCGCAACCCUGCACCUGAGAGGAGUUGAAGCGUAAACCCGUCGCUAAACGGAGCAAGCGAGCUUAGGCAAACAUAAAACACCCUCAACCGUGAAUUGGCACGCGAAACACACACGCACACACUGGGCGAAGGAGGACCCCGCACGCCAUUACCGUCGCACAACAAAGAGGGACGGGAACAUCGAACCAUUCGCGCUAGCCAGCCCAACCAAGCACAAGCUGAAAAAAGCCUUCAAGGUGGAAGGAUUCGCACGGGAGCGGAACGCACAACAAUGCCACAGCGAAAGGCGGCGGCGGAAAGACCGAGUGCGGUGCGACGUACGACGACGACCCUAUAGCGGGACCCGGUGGACGCCGGGCAAGUGAACACUUCCACCAGCGGGACCUACCCGAUGGAGGACGGUGCUGAGUACGGCCAUGCCGGCAUCCAACAUCACAUGCCCACAUCCUCCCCCCAUCCACAGCUAUCCAAGGAGCUGACGCACCAUCACAACCAAUCCCAGCAGCAGCAGCAGCAGCAAUCGCACCAUCGUAACCAUGCACACCAAUCGCAGCAGUCACAUCAUGCGAAGCUCCUCCAACAACAGCAACAGCACCAGCCCCAACCUUCGCAACCGCAUCAUCUGUCGAGCGUUCCGGCAUGGUACGCAGGAUCCUCCGGUGGGACGCUUCGUUCGGCAAGUUCCGGCCGGCGGGCAUCGUACGGCCACAGUCAGUACGGAUCGCAGCAGCAGCAGCAACAGCAACAGCCACAACAACAGCCACCCCUUACCUUACCCCCCUCGGCUGUCAAUUAUCACGACAUGGCCGACACCAUUUCGAUCGGCAGUGGACACUCGGCCCAUCGCAGCUACAUCGAACAACACCCAAUACAAUCGCAAGCGCAGCAACAGCAACAACAGCAUCUUCGGGGAGGAGUCGCCGGCGGGUUGCUGAUCGACCGGCACGGCACCACCACCACCAGCACGGACCGGUUCGGUGCGCUAGAUGAUCCACUCAGUACGAGCUGCCUGCAGCCUCCGUCACCGGCACCGAGUAAUGACCACUACGUGAUGGGACUGCCAGCACCGGGCCCGGCACCGGUCAGCCAUCACUACACCGACAGCCGGCACUAUGGCACGAUUCAGCGACGGACGGCGAGCCCCUCGAACAUCAGAUAUCGGCACAGCUUGACGGAGAACUAUCGGGACAUUUCACCGCAGUGCGACCGGUACAUACCGCCACCGGCACAUUUUCUCGGCGCCGACACGUACGGCUACCUCGGCUCGAACGUUCACACGCCGAUCAAGCGUUACGUGCCGACACCGCCACCCCAGGAACCACCCUAUCCACCGCUGGGAGGUGCCGGUUCUGCCAACGCAAAGACCCAAGCUCUCAUGAGUGCUCUGCUCGGACAUCAGGGACAGCAGCGGGCCGGUCCCUCCUCGUCCCAUGCUCACCAUCCGCAUCAGUACGCGUACGCUACCAGCACACUUCCGUACGGAUUUCGCGUCAAGAGUGGUCAGGGUGGCGCGAGCGGUGCUAGCGGUGGUGGGAACGGAAGCAGCAUCAACGUUACCACCGAUCCCACCACCAUAUCGCCUCCGAAGGGUUUCGAAACGCCCGACCACCUUUACGGCAGCAUUAGCAACAGCACCACAGGCAGCAUUGCCGCCAGCAACAGCAGCAUCAAUACACCGCCAGCCCGUGUUCGACCCCCCAAGUGCCCGUCGUCUUCCCUCGGCAGCGGGGGCCCGCCGCACAACACUUCCACCCUGCCCCACGCUACGUCCCACCACACCGCCAGUGGACAUGUGUCGCGUAGCAGUAGUCGCCACUCCACGCAAGGAUCGUCCGGCACGAACGGUACCGGCAACAGUGUCAGCAGCAGCAGCAGCACCAACAAUAGCUACCGAAUGUCACGGACGUCGAGUGCUGAGUUCUUGGACCAGCCACGAGGUAGCUACCGUGUAUCGACACCGGUGAGUGUGAUGAGUGAACCGAACGGUGGAUCGGCUGGUGGCAGUGCGUCCUGUCUGCACUGUAACACACUCCGGCGGACGACCGGUGUACAUCAGACAACGCAAACGACGGGACCGAUCAGUCCGCAACCGAUUGGACCGUCCGACGCGAACAGUUGCCAUUCGGUGCCGGCCAGUCCCGCAUCACUCACCUCACCGCAGCAGCUGACGGGCGCCAGUAUGACGUUGGUUUCUGUAGGACCGGCUGCUUCACCUCACCCCCAGCAACCACAGCACCAUCUGGUGUCGUCGCAGUAUAGUCAGGCACAGCAAAAUCAACCCUCCUCACUGCACAUUCCAUCAGUUCAAGGCAUUGCAACAGCACAAUCACAGCACUCGCAGACGUACGAUAACCUGAAUGAUGGCACUGGAACACUUGACCGCGACAGCGGCGCCACGAUUCCCCGGAAUGCUAGCAAGCAUCAGUUUGUACAGUCGAAUCGUAACGAGACGCCCUCGAUGGAGAACCUGCUCAGUGCCAGUAGUAGUCGAUCGUUGUUGAUACAGCAACAGCAGCAGCAGCAGCAGCAGCAAUACAAUUCCCAAGCGGGUGCGUCUUCAAGCCAACAGCAACAGCCACAGCCGACGAGUGCGACGGCCACACCGGUACCACUAGCACAACCAUCCACAGCACAACAAUCAAUACCACCGCAACAGCAACUGACCAGUCCACAGCAACAGAACGUCCCAGCAGAGCAGCUUCAGUCCCAGCAGCAGCAGCCACAGCAACAACAGCAAGCACAGCCAACACCCUCACCGCAACAGAUAAUGCCACAACCACCGAUCAUAAUGCCCUCCCAGCAAGUGAUAUCCUCACCCGCCAUCGUACCCUAUGCCAUGCCGGCCCACACCCUCCAGGCUCACGCCGGGCACGGAGGAUCGCUGAACGAUUCGCCGGCUUCCACGCUCCAGCGCAGCAGUAACGCUCAGCUGCUUCGCAUCCCUCAGUCGAACCUGUCCUGCAAGCAGCGCGUCAAGGAGUACUUAAGACGCGAGACGGCCAAAUUCUUCGGCGUACCGAUCCAGGACGAAGAGUACGAGCGUACGAAGUGGGAUGAUCGACAGCGUCGCUUCGCCUGCCGACGAUUUGGUUCGCUGCGUGACGACUACGACCGUGACGGCGGGCAUGCCAUUCACGGUAAUGGGCCGGGCAUGCAUCACCACCAUCAUCAUCACCAUGCGAACGAACACCAUCAUGGGCAUGGGCCGAACCAUGGUCAGGCGGCAUCACUGCCGCCCUCCGAUCGGCCAGACAUUCUCCCGGCCCAGAGCCAGGACGAGCGGGAAACGGAGCUGAGUAGACGGCAGCGUGCCAACCCACACUACGCCUCUGCCCAGGACCAGCAGGGCGAUGUGUACUUGAUACGCGCCGAACGAAAACCAUCCGUACCGGCCGUCAUCUGCAGUGGGCUUAACUUCAUCGUGCAAAGCAUCACCCGACGGCGGCUCCGCACGCACAAACAGUGGUCGCGAAGCUUUGCACCGGCACACGUGGAGCUUACCGGGUUGGACGGUUCGGAUGGUUCGGAGGUGCACUGUGAUGGACUCGCUCCCAUACAGGACGGGGAGGCAUUCUUCGACACACCGACGGCGGUAGGACCGGGCGGGAUUGGACAGCCAGAGCGAAUCCAGCAUGGUGGGCUGAUGGCGCACGACAACUCCCGCCAGCUGUUUGUAUCGGAUGGCGAUCGUGCCACUGGCAGUGGGAUAAUAAAUGGCUGGAGAACCAAGUCAGCGGAACUCCACCACCAGCAGCAACAACAGCAGCAGCAACAGGCUGCCCAAGCUGGUCAGCAAGGACAAGCAGCAGUACUGCAGCAGCAGCAGCAGCAGAACCCGGACCAGGCGGGUCUCCCAGCCAGCACUGGCAUCUACGGACAACGAAUCUCAUCGCACAUCUUGGACGGUGUGUUGGACAACUCUUUGCGGCCCGUCCGAAAUCGGGUAAAGUUGUUGCGACCGAAUCUACUCGACGAACGGUACGAUUACCGGCCAUUCUUUACCUACUGGAUCAACACAGUGCAGAUUGUGGUGAUGAUCCUAUCGCUCAUCUGUUACGGGUUCGGACCGGUCGGGUUGGGCAUGGAGUACCGUUCGGCACAAGUUCUCGUGACCAGUUUAAGCUUGCAACAGGUACAUCAUCAAGAGCCACGCAACAUAUGGAUCGGUUUGCGAAGUGCCGACCUGAUACAUCUGGGCGCCAAGUACGGAGCUUGCAUGAGACGAGAUACAAAGAUUCUGGACGUGGUGUCCCGGACGCGUAAGCACGAGCGGGAAACGGCUUGCUGCAUACGGAACGACGAUUCUGGCUGUGUACAGAGCUCCCAGGCGGACUGCUCCAUUCGUGGUUGGCCAUCGAAAACGAUCGCCACAUGGAAAAAGUGGUCCCCCGGAGAGUCGGGCCCUGGAGGCCGAAUCUCGGGCAGUGUCUGUGGGCUCGAUCCAAAGUACUGCGAUGCACCGGCGUCCAUCGCACCGCACGAGUGGCCGGACGACAUCACCAAGUGGCCUAUCUGUCGGAAGAACAACCAACUGUCCCAGCGGUUCCGCUUCAAGGACCACACGGCAGAGCAUAUGGUGUGCGAGGUGAUCGGACAUCCGUGCUGCAUCGGUGUGUACGGCGAGUGUCGCAUCACGACCAGAGAAUACUGUGAUUUCGUACACGGGUACUUUCACGAGGAGGCGUCCCUGUGUUCCCAGGUCUCGUGCUUGAACGAUGUGUGUGGCAUGUUUCACUUCAUUGCCGUCGACUACCCGGACCAGUUCUAUCGUCUCUUUACGUCGCUGCUGCUGCACGCCGGACUGAUCCAUCUGAUCAUCAGCGUUGCCUUCCAGCAUCUGCUGCUGUCCGAUCUGGAACGUCUGAUAGGACCACUGCGGACAGCCAUCCUGUACAUUGGGUCGGGUAUUGCCGGCAAUCUGACGAGUGCUAUAUUUGUGCCGUACAAGGCGGAGGUUGGACCUCUGCCCUCGAUUGCGGGCGUGCUGGCGUCACUGAUGCUACAGCUCGUACUGUGCCACUGGAAGAGCUUGAAGAAACCACACAUAGCUAUGAUCAAAUUGCUUAUCCUCGGCUGCACCCUGUUCGGGCUGGGGACACUGCCACUGCAGCAGAACUUUACCGGGCUGAUUGCGGGCCUGCUCACCGGUAUAGCCCUCACGCUAGCAUUUGUACCAUUUGUGAACGUAACGAAACAUAGCCGUAAGAGUAAGAUCAACCUCAUCUGGACGUGCGUGACGCUACAGUUUGUUCUGUACGCCAUCAUGUUCAUCAUAUUCUACGCCUUCCCGACGCUGUUCGAGUCGCUUAACUUCAUCGACGGCAAUCAGCUGAUGGAUCCGAACGCCGGCCAUGGCUAUCACGACCACUACAGCUUGUACGAUGGCUACAACAACUACAACCCGCUCGGUGGUUCCGGUGGCCACACGUCUGGUGGCAGUGGGGGACAUAACCACGGGCAUGGAUCCGGUGGUGGGCCUGGCGGCGGCGGCGGCAUCAGCAAUGGUGGCAAUGGAGCAGGAACGGGCGGUGGAAAUCACAUCAUCGGCACGUACAACAACAAUUACAAAUCUUCCGGUGGUGGUGGUGGCGGUGGCAAUGUCAUGCACAAUCAUCACGACUACGGUGGCGGUGGGAACGUAAUGCCCGGUGGCUCCAAUCGGAACGGUGCCGUUGGUGGCGGCCGGAUGUCGACCGGCAACAAUCUGCUAAAGACGAUAAGCCUGUGCGAAAAGGGACAGUGCGUGCUGAGGCAGCCGCGCCAGGCGGACACGAAUGCAUGACGGCGAUGUUUUCUGCUAUUCACCGCACUCGAGCUAUGCUUCGUCCUGUUUGUCCUGCUCGUGCUGUACGAUGUGGACGACUUUCAGAUUGUGUAUCAGUUCGUACUGCAUUGAUUUUGCAAUCGUUAGAUAAUCGUGUUAGACGUACAGGACAUUGUAUCCCAGUAACUCAUUGUGAUCCAGGCAUGUUAUCGAGGGAAGGGAGAGAGAGAGAGCGAACGUGGGAGAAAGUUUCCAAAUUUUCCCUGUUUAGCAAAGCGAGUUGGUCCAUUUUGUGUGAAAGGACAUCACAAAAGCAACCCCACAUUGUUAUUAAUCGCAAUUGUGCAAUUUCACUGCGACGAAAGUUCAACCCUCGUUUCCCCCGUGCGUAUCCGGAAGAUAAAAAAAAAAGCGGACGCGACAAAACGGGCGAACGAUCGAAAACGAUGUGCAAUUUAAAUACGAAUUAAGCGGAAUUGUGAAUCAUGACCAAGGCAACGUAAAAAAGCAGAGCUAGAGACCAUACCCUCAUACAAUCAAUGCCACCACCCAUUUCAUCGUACCAUUCUUAUCCAAUUGCGUAGUAUCAAUUAUCGCUCUUAUCAUACAUCGUACAUCAUCGCAUCGCACUACCAUUAAUCUACCACCAUGAGUACUUUAAGUAAUCAGCAGCAUAGCUAAAAUCAAAACAAGGGUAUAAACAUACAAACCACUUACUCAACCACCACGCUAGUAUUCUUAUCCUUACGCUCGACCCGCUCACCCGUGGAUUGGCAGGAGGAGGGCUCGAGUUGCGUUUAGAUUUUGUACCCCUCGGCCCAAACGAGCUAGAGUGUUGUUUAGUGAGCUCGAGAUGUCCUGGUGUCGCAUCGGAAAGGAAAAGCUUUAGUUAUAAAUCUGUUUUGAGUCUCCAGUUUUACUCCUGUUGUUGUCGUCUUCACAAUCAUCGAUCACCAAAUGUGUUACUAAACUUACCAUUGUUAAAUGACACGCUUAUGUUACAACAUAUCCUUUCUUUCUUCACCCAUCCCCGUCUAUCCACAGCCAUCCUGGCUCCGUUGGCGGAAGACGCAAGCGACAAAUAUUGGCGCUGCUCGUGUGGCAAAAUUCGUAGAACAAGCAAAUGAGAAAGAGAUGAAAAAACAACAACAAAAAAAAGAUAAAUUGUAGCAUUUAUUAAGGAAGAAGCAUGGUGAAUAACGAACAUGUACACACAAAAACACGCGCGGCACAACGCAAUGUGUGGUGUGUGUGGGACGGUUUAUUCAUCUCGAAGUGCACGGGCGGAACCACGCCGUAGUUCAGUGGUGAAAAGGUCAGUUUUUGAGAAAAAUAAAAGCUAUAAGAUGAAAGCAACCCGUAAUCUAGUAAUAACACAUUAGAAACAUUAUCUAACAGAGGAAUAAAAUGCAACCGAGCUAGCAGAAAGCGGGAAUAGAGAAAUACGAAAACAGAGCUAAACACAUAAGAAGACAACAGUUGAUAACACAAUACAGAAAUUGAAGAGAACACACAUACACAAACAGUUACAAACGAAACAAAACCACUCACACAUACACACACGGUCUAGGCAACGUAAUGUAAUAACUCUAGAUAAGCGAUACCCAAAUCUUAGAAUUGUCCCUCAGUUAGUGAAAAUGAAAGAAAUUAACGAUGAAGCAAAAAGGGGAAAACACACACACAACAGGAAACCGAAAAUAAUAAUUAACAAAGGAAACAAAAAAACAAACCACAGCUAAGUAAAAUAAUUGAUAAACAAAGCAAACACACAUCUUACACACUUAUCCGCGAACGGACGAUAGAAAAUGGAAUAGCCGGAACACAGGAGAUUUUUUGGUCUGAGGAUAAACGUCUGAGGGCGAAAGAGAGCGAGAGAGAGAGAGAGAAAAUACAAACAUUUGCACCCAAAGAACUCUAGAACUUAUCAAUAAACUUUAGAGUAAGAGUGGAUAAAUAGGAACACAUUCGUUAAAGAAGGAAGCAGCGGCAGAAAGAAGCAUGGAUACUACUGGCACUGGAAGCCUGUCCGGAAGGCUUAGGAUGAAAACGAAGGGUACGAGCGUGCACACAAACACAAACACAAACCGUGGGGAGUUGUGUAUGUAGCGGCAAACGGGAGUGGUGAAGUAAUACCCCGGGGAACGAACGGAAACAAGAACAAAAUCUUAUGUAAGUAAAUUCUAAUAAUAAAACCUCUAUUUCGAUUUAAAAAAAUAAU